AUGCAACAAAGCAUUAUUGAGCAGAGUUCUCUUGAGCGCAUUGCUGAGUCUUUGAAAAGAGCCCAGCUCACAGAGUACUCUGAUCAGCUCAGUAAGCGAGUAAUCAAUACUGGUGGCAAGUUCAAAGGAAAAAACAAAGCACAAAAAUACAAUCUGUUGCUUCAGAUUCUUUACGAGCAGGACUGGAAGGCGCGCUGCAAAGAAGUUCCACAAGGGCAGCCUUUGCCUCCAUUAGUCCCUCUUUCAGACCAUGAUUUGACAGUAAAAAGACUGCAUCUCAAAACAUUAGGCCGUAUGAGGUUGGCAAAGAAUAGUGAAUUGCACAUCCACCAAUGUAAAAGAAUGUGGUGUGCAAGAAGCCUUCUUUGGGAAAGCUUCAAGAGCAACAAUCAGAUGCACAAGACAAGAACAGCAGAGAAGAACAAAACACAGCAAGACAUAAGUGAUUCUUCGCUUUCUUCUCCUGAUAUGUCAGAAACUGGUGAUGUUGAGUCGCCCAUAAUGGCAGAUGUGCUGUCUCCUCCACCCACAGCAAGUGUUGAGCCUGCUCGCAAAAGAAGUCGAAGAUUCCAUUCUAUUAUAUUAAAUGCUUAUUUUACUGAACAAGUAAGCAUAUUAUAUAAAGAAAUUGACCAUUCUGUUAAAGCUGCAAAGGAAAAACAAGAGGUUGUGCUAGAAUUGAAAGCAAUAGAACAAAAGAAAGAAUCUCUUAUUACUAUUAGACUUGACAUAUACAGUCAAAGCUCGAUUUACAAUAUUGCAGAUUUGCUCUAUGUGACUGCAAAUAAAAGUGCUGAAAAAAUAUUACUAAAUCGCGAUUAUUACUAA
This is a messenger RNA of Phycomyces blakesleeanus NRRL 1555(-), 828 nucleotides long. RefSeq lists its product as hypothetical. Lineage: Eukaryota; Fungi; Mucoromycota; Mucoromycetes; Mucorales; Phycomycetaceae. The transcript is spliced from 11 exons. The record is from RefSeq and is a predicted model, not a curated record. Bases 1 to 828 code for a protein of 275 amino acids.